Messenger RNA from Trypanosoma rangeli, 3570 nucleotides. RefSeq names its product coatomer protein. Gene Ontology annotation, cellular component: COPI vesicle coat. Gene Ontology annotation, biological process: intra-Golgi vesicle-mediated transport; retrograde vesicle-mediated transport, Golgi to endoplasmic reticulum; intracellular protein transport. The transcript has a single exon. Lineage: Eukaryota; Euglenozoa; Kinetoplastea; Trypanosomatida; Trypanosomatidae. Gene Ontology annotation, molecular function: structural molecule activity; protein binding. The coding region runs from base 1 to 3570 and encodes 1189 amino acids. The record is from RefSeq and is a predicted model, not a curated record.
AUGCUUACCAAGUUUGACGUUCGGUCCUGUCGGGUGAAGGGGAUCAGCUUUCACAAGUCGCGGCCAUGGGUGCUCUGCGGUCUGCACAACGGAACAGUUCAGAUUUGGGAUUACCGCAUAAACAUGUCGAUUGACAUGUACAGAGAACACAGCGGCUCUGUCCGUGGUGUUGAUUUUCACAUUUCCCAGCCCCUGUUUGUCUCUGGAGCCGAUGAUUUCUUGAUAAAGGUGUGGAACUACAAGCUGCGCCGCUGCCUCUUUACGCUGCGGGGACACAUGGACUACAUCCGCGUGACGUUUUUUCACCACGAGCAGCCUUGGAUCCUCUCCUGCUCGGAUGACUUUACGGUCCGAAUUUGGAAUUGGCAAAGUCGCAGCAGCGUUGCGUGCCUGCCUGGGCACAACCACUACGUCAUGUGCGCCCAAUUCCACCCACGGGAGGACUUGGUGGUCUCGGGAAGUUUGGAUAGAACCAUCCGCGUCUGGGACAUUUCUUCGCUGCGAUUGCGCAAGCAGGAGGUGGGUCUGGCCCAAGACCUGCUUGGCACGAGUGACGUGACCCUCAAGUAUCUGCUUGAGGGUCACGAGAAGGGGGUCAAUUGGGUCUGCUUCCACCCCACCAAGCCGUACAUCGCCUCCGCCUCGGACGAUCGAACCGUGCGUAUCUGGCGCAUGAUGGAGUCCUCCUGCCACGAGGAGCUGCAGCUGCGGGGGCACACUAAUAAUGUGUGCUGCGUAGUGUACAUGAAAGACUUUAUCCUGUCCAAUUCUGAGGAUCGCACCAUUCGUGUGUGGGACGUGAAGUCCCGCAAUGCGAUCAUGGUGUUUCGCCGCGACACUGACCGUUACUGGAUUUUGGCGACGCUCCCCGAGAGGAGACUCAUCGCCGCCGGCCACGACUCAGGGAUACAGGUGUUUAAGCUCUUUCGCGAGCGACCAGCGUGGGCGGUGAGCGGGAAGCAGCUCCACUACGUCUACGAAAACGCAUUGUACACCUACAACUUUGAGACAAAGGUGGAGUCCAAGUUUAACCUCACCCAGCACCUCCACCCACCUCGCACCAUCUCCUGUAACCCUGUGGAUAACGUGGCUGUGCUGUGGUACGACAACGAUGGCGGGAUGACCGAGACCUUCACAAUCCCCAAGCCUGGUUGCGCCGUUGACGCAGACGUCAAAAAACGUCUCAACGUCACCGACGCUGUGUUCUUUGCCCCCAACAAGUAUGCAUUUGUGGACAAGAGCAAAAACAUGGUCGUCUGCAAUUGGCAAGGGAAUCGGGACAAGUUGAUCACCCCGGAGCACAGUUGUAAGCGCAUCUUCCCAGGCCCAAUGGGGUCUGUUUUGUGCCUCACGGAGGAAGAGAUUGAGGUAUAUCACAUGGCUCAGCACAGUGUGACGGCACAGGCGGCUGCGAGCGGCAUCAGGUACGUCGUCUGGGACAAGGACUUUAACAAGGUGGCGUUGAUAUCAAAAAAUAUGAUCACCGUCACGACCAAGCGCCUCAAACUUAUAACAACGAUUGUGACAUCAACGGUGCGCAUGAAGUCGGCUGCGUUUGAUGAGCAGCGCAAUAUUUUGUACUACACAACCUCCAAUCACCUAAAUUAUUGUAACCUUCGCACGGGGGAGUGCAGUACAAUUCAGUCUAUGCAGAGUCCAGCGUAUCUUGUGCGAGCAAGCGGGGACACCAUUUGGAUGCUCACGCGUGAGGGAAAGGUGAUGAUGCAGGAGCUGGAUAACCAGGAACUUAAUUUUAAACUGAAGCUUCAGCAACAGGCCUACCGCGAUGUAAUCAAAAUUAUUCAGCGUAAGCAGCUGCAAGGGCAGGCGCUUGUGGGGUACCUACAUAAACAUGGACACUCUGAAAUUGCACUGCAUUUCGUGACAGAACCCUUCACGCGGUUUAACCUGGCAGUAGAGUGUGGGGCGUUGGACAUCGCCAAAACGACUGCCAUUGAGCUGAACCAGGCUUUUGUUUGGAGACGCUUGGCCGAGGCGGCGACAAUGUACGGUGACAUUCAGCUGGCGCAGUUUGCCCAUUCAAAAACGUCAAAUUUUUAUGGUGGGGCAUUGUUAUCUUUGAUGACGGGAAACAUGGCGGCUUUGGGUCAUUUAGUGGACACAACCGACGAUGAUAACUUCAAGUUACACUAUGGCUUGUACCUUAGCGAUGCGAAGCAACGGGUACAGAUACUAGCAAAAGCGGGUCAACUUCCACUGGCGUAUCUGACGGCUAAAUCAAACGGCCUGGAUGAUGUGGCGUCCGCACUUUGUGCUCAAAUGGACCCUGAGGUGUCUGAACGCAUGUUGCAGGUUGAGGUUCAUCGUGUGCCAGAACUCUCCACACCUGCCCCUGUGACUGAGAAUUGGCCCAUGCUACAGGUAGAGGAAUCCAUGUUUGCGCGUCUUUUAAAGGAGCCAGGUCAUUUUGACGGCGUCCAGGCCGCGCUUGGGGAUGAUGAGGAUGACGAGGCUGAGGAACACGCAGGUGCUGGGUGGGACGAAGACGAUAAUGAGGCCACGGGCAUGGGUGAGGAGCAGGAGGAGGGAGAGGUAGAGGGCGGGGGGUGGGAUGAUGACCUUGACAUUCAGGCGCCAGAAGAGUACGUGGCGGAGGCAGCACAAAAGGUGGCGUACGCUGCACCCGUGGAGAACCCCCCACUUUCCCAGCACUGGGUGGAAAAGUAUUCCCUUCCGGCCUUCCACGUAGCGGCGGGCUCAUUUUUGACGGCCUUUGAUUUGCUGCGACGCCAAAUCGGUUUGUGUGACCCGGCGCCACUGAAGCCGUACGCGAUGGACUUGUGGGUUUCUGUGAACGCCUCGCGACCGUCGUGGCUCGUCCCAUCGGCCGUCUUUCCUUUGUCUACGUGUCCGCCUGAUGAGCAGCGGGGUGCCCGUCACGCUCCUCUGCUACCGGACUACAUUCCAGUGCUAACGGAGAAACUUCGGGCCGGAUACGCGGCGUUUGUGGAGGGUCGCUUUGUGGAAGCCCAAGCCCAGUUUCUGGGGAUCAUGCAUCAAGCUGUGUUUGCCACAGUCAAGGAUGAAAGGCAGCGUGCAGCUCUCCUUGAGCUUACGACGAUUGCCUCGGAAUACGCGCGUGCGCUCAGUGUCCAACUUCACUGCCGCAGCCUAGACGGGAGUUCCAAAGAGACUCUGGAGCUCUCUCUCUACUUUACACACUUUAAGCUUCAGCGCCCGCACCUCACCUUGGCUCUCUCCCAGGCCAUGAGCAAAGCGUACAAGCUGAAGAACAUUAAAACCGCUGCAGCGGUGGCCAGACGCCUGCUUGAUCAAGAUCCUCCAAAGACGAAGGCGAACCAGGCGGCCGCAAUUGUAGCUGAGGCGGAACGAAACCCGAAAGACGCGUGGGUGUUGGACUAUGAUGAACGCAAUCCCUUCUUCCUCUGCUCCGUCUCACAUCGUCCGAUAUACAAGGGAACGGCUGAUCCAAUACACUGCAGCUACUGCCACGCCCCUGCACAUUUGGAACAUAAAGGGACGGUGUGCCCGGUAUGCAAAAUUGCCGUUUUGGGUGCGGAGUCAGCUGGUCUUGUGAAUCGAGCUUAG